AUGAUCGGUGCUCGUGUUGGCCUUCGCUCUGCUCAGGUUGUCUCCGGCCGCCGCUUCGCCUCUACGGCGCAGCCGGCUGGCCUCAAGAAGACCCUGUUCCAGACGUGGUACGAGCCCGCUGCCAUCCCCAUCUGGGUUGUCGUCGGUACCGCCUGCUUCGGCGCUGGCUGGUACCUGACUCGUCUCGCCCGUGGCGCCGACGUCACGUGGGACAGGCGCGGCAACCCCGAGCCGUGGAACAACAUCAAGCCCGGCACGCUCACGAAGAUGUACACCAACCAGCCGGACAAGUUCGACUCGGUCUACUCGCGCGACCGCCUCUAG
Rhodotorula graminis WP1 is the source of this 324-nucleotide messenger RNA. RefSeq lists its product as uncharacterized. The transcript is spliced from 5 exons. The record is from RefSeq and is a predicted model, not a curated record. Lineage: Eukaryota; Fungi; Basidiomycota; Microbotryomycetes; Sporidiobolales; Sporidiobolaceae. Bases 1 to 324 code for a protein of 107 amino acids.